Messenger RNA from Heterobilharzia americana, 3777 nucleotides. Lineage: Eukaryota; Metazoa; Platyhelminthes; Trematoda; Strigeidida; Schistosomatidae. The record is from the annotation of a GenBank genome assembly.
AUGAGUUUCAAGGGUUUGAUUGACUUUGAGUUCAACAAAGAGAAGUAUGAUUCCAGCAAUCCUCUGGUUUUACCUGGAAAGAAUAAAUCUCAAUCUAAGAAGAAACGCGAACCAGAUUCUACUAAAAUUAUUCAGAAUCAGAUUUUGUCAAAGAAGCAGAGAAAAGAGCUACAGCGCAAAGUCUCUCAAAAAGAGAAAAAAUUAUCGCGUUCUGAACUGUGGAAAGAAUUAGAAGCGUAUAAAAAAUCUGAAACUGCUCCAACUGUGUCCGUUUUACCUCUGUUCAACAAACUUAAAAAGACAGAAAAGCGAGUCCACAAUUCAAACUUCAAAGGAAAAUCAUGGAAAAGGCAAUGCAACGAUAUGUCAGAUGCUUCUAAAUCUACUGAUGAUUAUAGCAGCGAUGAAUCUGUUUCAGAGGAACCAAGUGCGGGUGAUAUCAUGGUUUCAGAACAAUGUCCAGUUAAAGAUGAAGUUGUCUCACCAAUUGAAAGCACUACUGAGAAUGGGCCUAAAACUGUAGCCGUUGAGCCAGAAAAAGUUUGUAAACCUGCCAGAUUUGUUCUAGUUUCAAGACCAGCAGAAGUGGUAACAUCCCGUCUCGCUCUGCCAAUAUUAUCAGAUGAGGCAACCAUCAUGGAAAGCAUCAGCGAAAAUGAUUGUGUCAUAAUAUGUGGAGCUACUGGCUGUGGUAAGACUACACAAGUUCCUCAGUUUCUUUAUGAGGCAGGAUACGCAACAGAAGGGUAUAUGAUUGGAAUAACGGAGCCCCGUCGUGUAGCUGCAAUAUCUAUGGCACGACGUGUUGGUGAAGAAUUAAAUCUAACACCGAGCCAAGUUUCUUACCACAUACGAUAUGACAAGGAAGUAACCAAAGAAACGUUAGUAAAAUUCAUGACAGAUGGUAUCCUUUUACAGGAAAUAAAACAGGACUUUGAAUUAUCACGAUAUUCUGCUGUAAUAGUGGAUGAGGCGCAUGAACGUUCAGUUUACUCGGAUGUAAUUUUGGGUCUUAUAUCUAUGGUGGUACGUUUACGUCGACGGAGAUACACAGAGAAUAUACCUACAAAUGGUAAAGUUUUAUUACCACUGAAAUUAAUUAUAAUGUCUGCAACUUUGAAGGUGAAUGAUUUUUCAGAAAAUCGUCGUCUGUUUCCAACUUCUCCGCCGCCAGUUAUUCAUGUUGAAUCAAGACAGUAUCCUGUGACAUGCCAUUUUGCUAAGUCAACAAAUCCUGAUUAUUUGAAAGCAGCAUUUCGUAAAGUAGUAUCAAUUCACAAGACUUCACCUCCUGGUGGAGUACUGGUGUUUGUCACUGGUCAACAGGAAGCAAAUACACUUUGUAGUUGGCUUACAAGAGCAUUUCCAAAAAUUGAUGAUGAAAAAAUGAACACAGUAACUGAAAAGCCUGUUAAAGAACACGUCAAAAAACUGAAAAAGUUAUCCAAGGAAACCCUGAAAUCUCCUAUUUGUACAAAUGCUUCAGAAGUCUGUGAUGAUCCAGAUUCAAUAGAAAAGAAUAACGCUAGCUCUUUUAUUGAUUUAAACAACUUUGAUAUCAUUCCUGCUGACGAAGAAACAGAAAUUGGUCAUACUCGUGUUCACCGGAAAAAUUUAGUGAAAGUGGAAAAGAAAUCCGAUCAAAGUAUUAAUGAAGUAGCAGAUGAUACCGAUGUUGAAGAGAUUGACGAUGAUGACGAAAUCCUUGAACAAAUCAACCAAGCUCGUAAUGAAUCUUAUCCUGGACCAGUUCACGCCUUACCAUUCUAUUCAUUGUUACCACCUGAGCGUCAACAGAAUAUCUUUCAACCACCGCCUGAAAAUCAUCGUCUAGUUGUUGUUGCCACUAAUGUUGCCGAAACUUCACUUACAAUCCCAAAUAUUCGAUUUGUUGUAGAUACAGGCAAAGUGAAGACUAAAGUGUAUGAACCGACAACAGGAACUUCAAGUUUUGAAAUUGUAUGGAUCAGUCAGGCAUCUGCUGAACAACGAGCUGGGAGGGCUGGUCGUAUUGGUCCAGGUCACUGUUAUCGUCUUUAUAGCUCACAAAUAUUCUCCAGCAUGAAACAGUUUUCUAUUCCCGAUAUACUAUUACGUCCAAUCGAUGAAGUUGUUUUGAUGUUGAAGUUGUACCUGGGUAGCACGAAACUUUCACUUUUCCCACUCCCGACUCCACCGUCUACUCAGGCUAUUGAAGCUGCUGAACGACGUCUACUUGCUCUUGGUGCUCUUAAGGAGGUUUCUAAUGCUUCUGGAGGUCAUUCUCGGACAAUUUCGGAUGCUGGAAAAUGGAUGACUAGAGUCCCUGUACCUGCACGUUUUGCACGAAUGUUACUAUUCGCAAACCAAUGUCAUUUGAUGCCAUAUGCUGUGAUACUCGUGGCUGCUUUAUCUGUACCGAAUUUAUUCAUAUCUCAAGCAUCAGACACAUCAUCUGUCUCAGAACAGGAAAAGACGUUUCAAUCUAAUUUUAUCCAGCAGUUUGUUCGCAAUAAAGAAGAUCUGUAUCUCGGAGAUCUCGCAGUCCUCUUGGGGACUAUAUGUUGCCUGGAACGUUAUGCAGCACAACUCAGUGGAUUAGUUCCUGCUGAACCUGGCAUAAUAGAAUCUGUUGGUGGAAAGACUUAUGUAUCACGUGAUCCUGAAGGUGCAUUAAGACAACUAGCCCAACGUUGCGGUGUUCGAUGGAAUGCAUAUAAAGAAGUUCGGCAACUUCGUAAACAACUAACUGACAUAUUAAAUGUGAUCAUUCCAGACCUUGGGCUUACUAUUGAUCUCUGCUUACCCCGACCCAGUGACUCUCAAAUAAUUCAAUUAAGACAGUUGUUUCUUGUUGGUUCACCGUGCCAUAUUGCUAAGAAACUUAAUGUUUCUGUCAGUGGUCUACCUGGUAAUGAACGUCGUCGACUUCGUUAUGCCUAUGAGAUUCCUGGUAAACAGGGACCCGUAUUCAUCGAUUCGAAUUCUACAUUAGCUCGUGAAAAUUUUCCAUUCAUUGCUUAUCUGGAGGUUCAUACUACUUCAAAGCCCUUUCUACGUACGGUAUGUGCUAUUGAUCCUGCAUGGAUACCAUUUCUAGCACCUCAAAGUUAUACAGUCAACGAACUUGUACUAACAGAUAGUGCGAAUUCUCCAAUGAGUAUUGAAAAACAGCCUGGAAAUCACGGGUUAUGUAGCGAAGCUAGUAUUGAUACAGGCGACGAUAAUGAUGAGUCAAAACAUGAUAUUGUUAAACUUUAUGAAUCUACUUCUCCUACAUCUCUUCCUACACCGCGUUAUGACGCUGAUCGUGACAUUAUUGUUACAGGUGCCAAGUCUGCUGUAUACAUCGGUUUGGGUAUUGUUCUUGACUCUCCUGAAUCUUGUGAUAAUCAAUUUUUGGAUUUACCAAAUAAUAUUGUUGUUCCUAUGAAUGGUAUUGCUGCAGCUCAGUCGUUAGGCGUUAAAGAAGCAUUGACUUGGAGUGUUCGCUGGUUUACACGCUACAUUUUAGAGGGUAUAAUAUUUUCAGAAUUUUCGAAAUGGUUUCCCUCAAGAAUCAAAAAGAAUAUUUCACCACAAAUUGUAACUGUUUCAUGGGGCGUCAUUCGCGCUGAGGUUCGUUCCAUUGUUUCUCUCCUCGUUGCUGACAAGAUAGAUUCAAAGAGGAAACUAUUACAACAGUGGCAAUCGAAUCCCACAUAUCUCUCCAAGGAAUUAGCUUCAUGGUUGCAUCCAGACUAUGUGAACGAGUUUUAUGCGUCUUGGCCAUUAGUAAAGAAUACUGCUACAUGCUAA